CCGGAGCGGAGCUCAGGAGCCCUGGGGAGUCGCGAAGUUUGUCUGGAGCAGUAGUGGGAGUGGGCUUGUCGAGCAAGCACUUACUUGGGAUGAGGGCUGCUUUCUUGCCUGGCUUGUGGAUGCACAGUCCGAUUUAAACCCUGCACCUCGCGCUCGAGCCCAGCAGGCUUGUCCUCUCCCGGGAUUCACAGAUCUCCGAGGACACGGGUCGCGGAGCCCUCGGCAAAGCUCUUUUGGGUUCCUGGGCCAGUGCAUAAGUUCCACGCGCGCACACGCAAGCACACGCGGAGAAAGGUGUCUCACCGGCCCGCGGCGGCUCUGUGCGGUCCCCUCCUGCCUCAGCAUCCUCGGCCCCGAGCGGCGCCCACCGCCAUGGAGGUGCUGGAGAGCGGGGAGCAGAGCGUCCUGCAGUGGGACCGCAAGCUGAGCGAGCUGUCAGAGCCCGGAGAGACCGAGGCCCUGAUGUACCACACGCACUUCUCCGAACUUCUGGAUGAGUUUUCCCAGAACGUCUUGGGUCAGCUCCUGAAUGACCCUUUCCUCUCAGAGAAGAGUGUGUCCAUGGAGGUGGAGCCAUCUCCAACAUCACCAGCGCCUCUCAUCCAGGCUGAACACAGCUACUCCCUGAGCGAGGAGCCCCGGGCUCAGUCACCAUUUACCCACGUGGCUACCAGCGAAGGCUUCAAUGAUGAGGAGGCGGAGAGUGAGAAAUGGUACCUGUCUACAGAGUUUCCUUCAGCCACCAUCAAGACAGAGCCAAUCACAGAGGAGCAACCCCCAGGACUUGUUCCCUCUGUCACUCUGACCAUCACAGCCAUUUCCACUCCUUUUGAAAAUGAAGAGUCCCCUCUGGAUAUGAAUACUGGGGUGGACUCCUCGUGCCAGACACUUAUUCCUAAGAUUAAGUUAGAGCCUCAUGAAGUGGAUCAGUUCUUAAACUUCUCUCCUAAAGAAGCCUCUGUGGAUCAACUGCAUUUACCACCAACACCACCCAGCAGUCACAGCAGCGACUCUGAGGGCAGCCUGAGCCCCAACCCACGCCUGCAUCCCUUCAGCCUGUCUCAGGCCGCCAGCCCUGCCAGAGCCGUGCCCCGGGGCCCCUCUGCCUUGUCCACAUCUCCUCUCCUCACUGCUCCACAUAAGCUGCAGGGAUCUGGCCCACUGGUCCUGACAGAGGAAGAGAAGAGGACCUUGAUUGCUGAGGGCUACCCUAUUCCAACCAAACUUCCUCUGACAAAGUCUGAGGAGAAGGCCCUGAAGAAAAUCCGGAGAAAAAUCAAGAAUAAGAUUUCUGCUCAGGAAAGCAGGAGAAAGAAGAAAGAAUACAUGGACAGCCUGGAGAAAAAAGUAGAGUCUUGUUCAACUGAGAACUUGGAGCUUCGGAAGAAGGUAGAGGUGCUGGAGAACACCAACAGAACUCUCCUUCAGCAGCUUCAGAAGCUUCAGACUUUGGUGAUGGGGAAGGUCUCUCGAACCUGCAAGCUAGCUGGCACACAGACUGGCACCUGCCUCAUGGUCGUUGUGCUGUGCUUUGCCGUUGCAUUUGGCAGCUUUUUUCAAGGCUAUGGGCCUUAUCCUUCUGCCACCAAGAUGGCUCUGCCCAGCCAGCAUCGCCUGUCAGAGCCGUACACAGCCUCUGUGGUGAGAUCCAGAAACCUGCUAAUCUAUGAGGAACACUCUCCCCUGGAGGAGUCGUCCAGCCCGGCCUCAGCUGGGGAGCUUGGGGGCUGGGACAGAGGCUCCUCUCUGCUCAGGGCCUCCUCAGGCCUUGAGGCUCUGCCAGAGGUGGAUCUUCCCCAUUUCAUUCUCUCCAAUGAGACAAGCCUGGAGAAGUCUGUGCUGUUGGAGCUGCAGCAGCACCUGGUCGGCAGCAAACUUGAAGGGAAUGAAACGCUCAAAGUUGUGGAACUGGAGAGGAGAGUGAAUGCCACCUUCUAAGGAGCCAUUUCCACCCUCCUCUUCUCCUUACAUCAUCUUUGCAUCCCCAGACUGCCUUGCUCAUAAGUUUCUCCUUCACCGCUGGAUCUUGAGGAUGUGGACUAGUGUUAUUAUGGCUUAAUGGGAGGCCAGCCUGGGGGUUUCUGCUUGUAUGUCCCCGAGGCUCUAUGCAAAAGGGAGCUGGUGCCUCUCCAUCCCUUUCUCUUACUGCCAGAGGAAAUUAUUUUAGGGGUGUGGUAGGGGUGGGAUGAGCAGGCUUGUUUCCACCAAUAGUGCUAUGAUACUGCCUGGUUCUUCCCAGUGAGGUGUAACCCCUCUGAAGAAGACAUGACUUGUGUUCAGUUGACACCGCAGACUUUAGCCACAGAUAUGCCACAAACAUGUCGGGAGUGGCAAAGCACUGACUCCUGCCCUCUCUUGCUCACAAGGACUCCAGCAUGACCCUGCCUGUGCUGAGAGUACCAGAGCAUCAUUCCAGUCUCCUCUCUCCGUUCUGCACCCCAGAGUCCUUAUGGGAUGCCCUCACAGGCAGAUGGGACUCUCACCAUAUUUUCAGGCCGCAAGUGCAAUUUCUGAAGGCAUCAGGCUCUUCUCCUCCAGGCCAUCUUUCUCCUUGUGUUGCUUGUAGGAUACAUCCCUGCCCCUAUACACACACACACACACACACACACACACACACACACACAAAUACACAAAUACACACAGCCUGCAUCCCCAUGGGACAGUAGCUCUGUCUGUCUGGCCUCCCCUCCCCAUUUGUAAAUAGUAUUUAUUAGCUUGCUGCAGCUCCCAGCUGACCAUAGUAAAAAGAUUCCAUGACCCCUUCUGACAAGCAAAGUCUUCUGUUGGCCUUUGGAACAGGAGAGUCCCCAGGAUCUGGGACUCCUAGUCUUUCUAGUUGAUGCCUUGUUUUCUCCUUUUCUUUUCUUUUUAAAAUUGGAGAUCUAUAAAAUAAUUGCUGUCGGGAAAUCCCCUUAAGCAUGUGUCCCCUGUUGGAUGAAUACAUGGGGAAUGAUGGAACACUGUCGUCUUGGUCAGGCUCCAGGCUCUAUGGCCACUUGCUUUCUGCAUUCCUGUGACAGAGAUGGGAAACCUUGACCCUGACAGUAGGCAUUGCUGACAACCUUGCUAGCUUGUCCUGCAUACCUGACUGCCCUCCUCCCUUACCUCCCUCCUUCCCUUCUGCCCUCUCUCUACCUACCUUAACUAAGGGGGCUGGAGUUGGUGACAUUUGUGCAUCCACAGUCGUACCUUUCGCAGUCAGUUUUGGCUACUUUGCAGCUCACCCAAAGAGACACAACUAACCCCCAAACUCCUUUUAUUUUUUUUAUGAUUAAAAAGUAAAAUUUGUAGUUAAAAAAUCCUUUCCUCUUUCAUACAAAUAAGAAAUGGAAAUUAUGCUUUUAUUGUAUAAGAUAGAAGCCUCUUUUAAGUGUUCCCUCACCCCCCUAGCUUGUAAAACAUUUUAGGUAAGAAAUGUGCUUACACUUUGUAUUUUAUUUUUAGCAGCAGCUGAAGGGCCUUUAGUUUUUUGGCUUCUCACUCUCUCUCAUUUUCUCUUUAUCAUCACCAUCUUUGUGAUCAUUAGAGCCUGUAUAAAAGAGGCUAUGGCCAUACUGGCCUUUACAUUCUGUGCUAUAUGUAGGUAGGUCUUCAUGUCAUUAACGUUUGCUGUUUGGGCCCAUGAGCAGCUCCCUACUUGGUUUGCUCAGACCAUCAUAGGGAAUGACCAAGCUCAAGACCACCCUACUGCCUACAGGGCUGAUACUGUCCCCUACAGGCAAGGCUCGGGUACCUGGGCUGUACAGAGAGGCUGGCUAGUGACAGCCUCCUUUCUUUUGGUCUUCUCUCUUCCCUUAUUCUUUCUGGGCCUGGCCCAUCCCUUUUUUUUUUUAAUGCCAUAUGUUUAUGCAUAAUAAACAUUUAAAAACUGAUGCCUGUGGGAGCCUAGGAAGGGAAAAAAACUAGGAUGAAAUAGUGUUUGUGUGAUGAAAAAGAAAAACUUUGCACUGAAGAGCAGAAGUGGGGUUUUAGGCUGAUGUGUCCAUUUGGUGAACUGAACCUUGGUUUUUUGAUGUGCCUGGAGAGCUGGGGUGGAGGCCCCAUUUAUGGAUGAGGAGGGAGAAGGAACUGUCUAGUCAUGUCCUUAGUUCUCUGAGGACCUUAUUUUCUUUUCUCCCUACUCUUUUGGAUGUCAUUGUCUCCAGACAGCAGGGCCCUUUGUCUCUGGGAAAUUGGCCUUCCAGAAUAGAAUCUGUAACGAGAGACGUGGGACAUUAGCCAGAGAACUCAAACAGCCCUUUAAAGGAGCUCUGUGCAGCCAACACUGCCACUCUAUGAGAAAAACCUCUGCCCUCUGCUCCUGGCUCAGGGAGUGAAGGGGAUUAAGCAGUGAUCUUUCUGGGAUGCUCAGUGGACCCAGCAGAGUUGGAUGAGACAGGAUAGGUUACAAGUAAUUAAUGGUUGUGCACACACUUUCUGUUCAAGGUUUAGGGCUAGAAUAUCAGUUUUUCUCACCAACUGAGCUGUCCUGCAGACCAGUCAAUAACUUACGGUUGCCCCUGAAGGUUUUAAAUAGUGGCAGACCUUAGCACCUUGAACUGAAAUUGUGAAAAUGCCCAGCUGUUAGAGAAGCUUGCUAUGUUUCUCUGCCUUAUAGACAGGUGCCCCUUCACUUUAAAAUUACUUUAGAGAUGGAGGUAUCUUGCAAGGAUUUAGAGAACAAGUCCCUUUGUCCCUAGAUGAGACCCAGUUGCCCCCUCCUCCUGGAUCUUUUCACAGCUCCCAACUUCACACUGGGAAGUAGAUGCUGUAAAUGAGAAGAAUCAGCAGCAGCAUGGAGGAAGAGGCUUUGAAGUGUCAGGACUCUUGUGGAGUGUAGCUCGUACAAAGAGAGUGCUCUAUAAAAAUCUGACAGCUGAGCUCAGUUGCUCCUUCCUGGCAGAGGUGGGGGUGGAAUCUAACAUCAGUGCAGACAAAAUUAGAUAACCAUUCAGUUCAUAGGAAUGAUUUUGUGGAUUAGUAAAACAGCUUUGGGGGCCACAUUAUUUACAGACUAUACAUACUAGGUCAAUAGAUGCUCCCUUUUAAUCAUCAAUUCCACUUGGAUGCCCCACAGUGCCUAUGAAUAUUUUUUCUAUAUACAGCAUGGAUAUUGAACUACUUCUGUGUCCAUCAUUUCACCACAGGUGUUUUGUUAAAAUUCUUCCCACGCUUUAUGUCCCCUUUAUCCCAUCUUUUUUCUCAGACCCAGAAAAAAGCAGCAAAACAGAAUUUGAAGUAUCCCUGAGCCAGCUUCUGUGGAUAUACUUGCCUUGUUAGGUAUAUAUGUGAACCCCAUGGAGAAAUGGAGACAUCUUGUCCCUACUUGAGGAGUGGACAUCUGCCUGAUCCUUGCCAACAUGGAGGCAUGGAAAUGGGAGAAAAGGUGUUUAGUUGCUAAUUUGCUCCUGCUGAGCCAAGUGUUUGAGAAACCUGGAUGAGCACUUGGCACUCCUCUUGCAGCAGGACCUGUGGAGCCAUGAACAGUAGGGUCUUAGUGAGAACCACUUUAUUACAACACUUGUAACAGAAGCAGUUAGCAGAAGGGUGAUCUGGUAAGUUCUGCUCCCACCACCCAGAGGCAGUUACAGGAGAGAGUGGGGAAAGCAGUAAGGUGGGGGCUGGAAGGAACCAACAUGGACGGAUUCUAGCUCAUCCAUUCAUUCACUCCCUGGACUUUGCAGUUUUACUAAGGAAAAACAGGUUUCCUGAGACAUGUUGGGAAUGUUGGAAAAUAAGAGGGACUUGGAAAACCAGUUUGCCAGUCACCAUUCAGAAGACCCAAGUACUAAUGCACUCUCUUUCUCUCCUUUCUCCUCCCUCCCUCUUUCUCCCUUCCUUUCUCCUCCUACACACACACACACACACACACACACACACACACACAUACACAUUCCUCUUCUAGGUACUCAUGCCUCCAGUGUGCCUUAUAUCUGAACCCAGGAUGGCAGGAAUUUCCUGUCCCUGAAAGGUGUCAUGUAUUACUAUAUAGCAUUAGAUUGAAGUUGUGGGUGGGUGCUUUGUCCAUAGACUCAGAGAUGGUUCCUUAAAAGUGAACCAGUGUUAAAUUUGCCCAACAGAGGAAAAGAAAUGGGGUUAUAUCCAUUAGGAAAAUACCAUUUUGUAAAUAGAGGUGCAAUCACAUAAAACAAUGUGGCCAGCCAGGAUUAAAGGUAUUCUAAAUCCUCACCACAGAGCAUUUUCUGGAUGCAAAGGCACUAGCCCAUUUGAAAAUUAAUACUCUGUGCCUCUGGGCCAAUAGGUCAGCACAAUGCACUAGGGAGAAAAACAUUAACUGUUUGUGGCAGCAUAAAAUUCAGGACUGCCUUUGUCUCGGUUUCUAGAAGGAAGGUCGUAUUUCCUGAUUAUUUUUCUAAGAUGUUGAGUAUUGUGCUAGGUUAGCGUUGAGCCUUUGAACUUGACUGAAGUGGAAAGCAAGGGUGGCUCAUUGCCAUAAGAAGUAAAUGCUGGGUGGGGGGGCAAUAUGGUAGUGUCUGGAGUUGGUUCUGAAGACACACAGAUGAUCUUUGGCUCUCUGGGCAGAAUCAGCUCUAUCCACUGCAGCGGCCCCACUGUACAGUGCUCAGCUCUCUGAAAUGCCCUCUGCAUGCCUGUCUGGUGCCCUUCUUAUCCUAGCUCCUGAGGCUUCUGGGUGCAUCUGGGUGAAGGGAAUCCAGAUUCGGGCUCCAUUUCUCUGCUGUCUUUUGCUCAACAGCAGGAUGGGAAUGGUACUUUUGUACACGCAUGACCCGCACAGCUUAGGGACUCUACCUUUCAGAUGAAACAUAUUAGGAGUCUAUAGGAAGCACCAGCACUCAGGCACACUGUGGGUGGCUGACCCUCCCUAGCAGUGGAGAGCAGAGCCCAGAGGCUGAUGCAGGCAUCAAUGAGCUUUCCUUGCCUAGACUGGCAACUGACUUUUGCUCUCUUUGGAAAGACUCUAGAUAAAUCAGCGUUGUUUAAAUCCAGCUGACCUGUUGCACUGUUUUAUGGCUUAUCCUUCAUCUUAGCUAAUUAAAUACCAAAAAAUAAAAGAAAGUAAGCUUUGUAGUAUACUUGUACUUAGUUUGAAAAAAAUUGAAAUUGUAAUGCAUUUGUAUUUCCAUUUCUUGCAAAUAAAUAUUUUUCUUAGUCAAA
Psammomys obesus (fat sand rat) is the source of this 7116-nucleotide messenger RNA. It is a transcript of the gene Creb3l2, whose product is annotated as cAMP responsive element binding protein 3 like 2. The transcript is spliced from 12 exons. Lineage: Eukaryota; Metazoa; Chordata; Mammalia; Rodentia; Muridae. The coding region runs from base 373 to 1938 and encodes 521 amino acids. The record is from RefSeq and is a predicted model, not a curated record. Gene Ontology annotation, molecular function: cAMP response element binding; DNA-binding transcription factor activity, RNA polymerase II-specific. Gene Ontology annotation, biological process: regulation of transcription by RNA polymerase II.